ACUACAUAUUAUUUAUUUAUUUUGUGUAAAAUAUCAUAAAAUUUUACGUAAUCAUAAACAUGAACUCUAAUAAACCCCUAACUUGCAUCUUCAGCAUUCUCUUCUCCAUUGUUAUCUUCGUUUCUUUACCAUCUUUAAUCACCGCUUCAUCAUCGGUAACGGCAGUUUUUGCUUUCGGAGACUCGACAAUCGAUGCAGGCAACAACAACGGCCUCCCGACGCUUUUUCGCAGCGAUCAUGCCCCAUAUGGCAAAGAUUUUCCAAACCAACUCGCUACGGGGAGAUUUAGUAACGGAAAAUUAUCGACGGAUUUUAUGGUAUCAUCAUUAGGUCUAAAAGAUCAAUUACCCGCUUAUUUUAACCCUAAUAUCACCGAUUCCGACUUAUUAACGGGUGUUACUUUUGCGUCCGCCGGUUGCGGAUUAGAUGAUAUUACGGUAAAUUUGGCAGAAGUGUUUUCUAUGUCAAGGCAAUUAGAUUAUUUUGAUGAAGCUGUGAUGAGGAUAAUGAAAUUAGUUGGUGAAGAAAAGGGUAAGAUUAUAGUGGAAAAUUCUAUUUAUGUUAUUAGUGUUGGUACUAAUGAUAUGGUGGAUAAUUUUUAUGAGUUGCCAACGAGAAGAUUACAAUUUUCUCUUUCGGAUUAUCAAGAUUUUCUGCUUCAUCAACUCGAAUCUGUUGUGCAGAGAUUAUACAAAGCAGGAGGCCGGAAGUUUAUAUUUGUAGGUCUACCGCCGAUAGGGUGCUUGCCAGUGCAAGUGACACUUGGCAGUAUUGUACCGAGCGGACAUAUGUUUCAAAGGGUGUGUGUGGAGCAGCAGAAUACUGACUCCAUUGCUUACAACAUGAAGCUUCAAACCCUAGCCACAGGAUUGGAAACUAGCAAUGAUCUCAAGGGUGCCAAAGUUGCUUAUUUGAAUGUUUAUGAUUCCAUGAUGGACAUGAUUAAUAAUCCAGCUAAAUAUGGAUUGACUCGGACGCUUGAAGGUUGCUGUGGAUCGGGAGUAGUGGAAAUGGGGCCAUUGUGCAAUUCUAUGGAAGCAAUUUGUGGUGAUGCAUCCAAAUAUAUGUUUUGGGAUGCUGUUCAUCCUACACAACCUGCUUAUUAUGUUAUUUCCCAACUAGCUAUUCAAACUGUUUUCCCACACCUCCUUGCUUAAAUUAAAUUAAUUCAAAUGAAUUAGCAUAAUUUAAUAAUUGUGAAAUAUUUUUUUAAU
Molecule: messenger RNA, 1214 nt
Organism: Mercurialis annua (annual mercury)
Lineage: Eukaryota; Viridiplantae; Streptophyta; Magnoliopsida; Malpighiales; Euphorbiaceae
Product: GDSL esterase/lipase At2g40250-like
Exons: 3
Coding region: 60-1157 (365 amino acids)
Molecular function (GO): hydrolase activity, acting on ester bonds
Source: RefSeq, a predicted model, not a curated record